Messenger RNA from Lactuca virosa, 537 nucleotides. The record is from the annotation of a GenBank genome assembly. Lineage: Eukaryota; Viridiplantae; Streptophyta; Magnoliopsida; Asterales; Asteraceae.
AUGGAGAUUUCGUUAAUUUCUGAUACCCUGACAGCAAUCGCCACCAAAUAUGGUCAUGGACUAGGGUUUUCCAAUUUCAUCACGGAUCGCAACUGUUCUUCAUACGAUCAACAACUCCAAACCUACGCCCUAAUGGUCGCGAUCGAUGCCAUAGCUCCGCCGUCUGUUAAACCUAGAGUAGCACCUAAGAAACUGGCUAGAAAACGUUGCCGCGUCAAAAGAAGCUCGAAAAUCGACGGGGGUGGCCCCUACGUCGAUGAAGACGGAGGAGGGUUCUUUGAUGGUGGCGAUGGUCCGUUUGGUGGCGGCGGCGGCGGUGGAGGCAGUGGUGGUAAUUUCGAUGGGUUUAACUGGGACGAAUCGUUGCCGGCGUCGCCAUCGGAUCCGGCCUUUGAUUUUGUAUAUGAAAUGCUUUGCUGGAUCGUUUUUUCGAAUUGCUUGCACUUUGCCUUCAAGAAGGUCAUCAGGAUCUUGGCUGAUGGAGUUGCUGAUUCUGAAAGAGAGAAGGUUCCUUUGAGGUUUACUCCAAUAUGCUAA